This is a messenger RNA of Anoplophora glabripennis (Asian longhorned beetle), 2193 nucleotides long. RefSeq names its product zinc finger protein 510-like. The record is from RefSeq and is a predicted model, not a curated record. Gene Ontology annotation, cellular component: nucleus. The transcript has 4 exons. Gene Ontology annotation, molecular function: DNA-binding transcription factor activity, RNA polymerase II-specific; RNA polymerase II transcription regulatory region sequence-specific DNA binding; zinc ion binding. Gene Ontology annotation, biological process: regulation of transcription by RNA polymerase II. NCBI's taxonomy places the organism in Eukaryota, Metazoa, Arthropoda, Insecta, Coleoptera, Cerambycidae. The coding region runs from base 23 to 1489 and encodes 488 amino acids.
CUUUUAACAAAUAAAAAUAUAAAUGGAAAAGUUUGAGAUAUCGUCUUGCAGUAUUUGCCUUAAUGCCAUAACUGAUGGCAAUGUAAGAACAAUAGAGGAAACUGUAACAGAACAGCUAGAUUUUCUUCACUUAAGAGUGAGUGUAGAAGAAAACAUUAAACCUGUGAUAUGCAUUGCCUGUUCCAUAAAACUGUUAGCAGCAUAUAAAUUCAAGGUAACCUGUACAGAAACUGAGGACAGUAUUUUUUCAUAUGUUAAUUCUCAAAAUGUGGCUUCUGUUGAUUUGAGAGAGAUUUAUAUAAGGAAAAAAGGUAAAGAACACCUAAGAACUGUAUUAAAAGACGAUAUAAUUUGUCGAUUAUGUAUGGAGACAAUCGCAGGUGCAUUUACACCAGUGAUAGAAAUGGAGGCUGACAUAUUUUCUAAAUAUCUUCCAGAAGCAAACUUUAGCUACACUGAAGAACCAGUUAUAUGUUCGCUAUGUUAUGAUUCGUUGAAUAUCCAUUGUGGUUUCUUAAAGAGCUGUUUAAAUAUGCAGGAGGAUAUUAAAAUUAUUUCUGAAAACAAGGCGAUGGGGAAUCCGUUCUGGAUUAAAAGCGAACCGAUUGAAAUUAAACCUGAAAAAAACGAAACUAAUUGUUUCGAUGUACAGGAUGAAAUAAGAACUAUUUAUGAGGACCAGGUCACAGAGAACCUUUUCUGCAUCAAGAGUGAAGAAAUUGAAAUAAAACUUGAAGAAGACUCUACAGAUAAUAACGUUCCUUUCUUUAAUGAUGCCGAAACCCUUAAAGGCAAAACUGAAGCCAAAAGUGAUCUAAACUCACUGCAGUCAGAACUUUCGAACGCACAGUUGUACAAAUGUGAUACAUGCGAUUAUAACACGAAGUACAAGAAUAAUCUUAAGCGCCACCAGAUGACACAUAAAUGCCUUUCCGAAGUAUACACGUACAAUUGCGAUUCUUGUGAUUACAAAACCAAGUUCAAGAAUAAUCUUACUCAACACCAUCUAAAACACGAAGACCCUCUGAAAGUAAAGAAACACGCUUGUUCUAAGUGUGAUUUCCAAACCAAGUACUUAAAAUCGCUCUUAUACUACCAACAGAAACACAAAGACCCCUCUGAAAUGUACACGUGUGACGUGUGCGAUUAUAAGUCCUACCGCAAGGACAACGUCAUAAACCAUCAGUUGAUACACAAAAACCUUUCAGAAAUCCAGAUGUACAAGUGUGACUCUUGUGCUUACGAAACAAGACAUAAGAAGAACCUCAAGUGGCACGAGCUCGUACAUAAAGACUUUUCCGAAGUGCCUGUACAUCAGUGUGAUUCAUGUGAAUACAGAACCAAGCGUAAGUUCAAUCUCACGCAGCAUCAGUUAAAACACAAAAGUUUCUCUGAAGAGCAGAUGUACAAGUGUGAUACUUGUGAUUUCAGAACUAAAUACUUAAAGUCGCAUAUACGCCAUCACCAGAGACAUAAAGACCUUCCCUAAAUUCAAUUGUACAUGUGUGAUGUGUGUGACUAUAAGUCCAGUCAUGAGGAUAACCUCUUAAGCCAUCGGCAGGGACAUAAGGACAUAAGUGAAGUGCAAAUGUACAUGUGUGACAUGAUUUCAGAGCUCAGAAUACAAUCAAUAUUGUUUGCCACCAGCCAUGGCAUAAAGACAACUAACAUCAAAUGUACAAACAAGACAAACAGUUAUGUCAUUUGUAAAAACACAAAUAAGUAUCUAUCAAAAAUUCAAAUGAACAUGUGUGACGUGUGUGACUAAAUAUCCAAUUACGAGAACAAUCUCAUGAACCAUCUUUGAAGUGUAUCAGUGUGAUUCGUGGAAUAACAAAUCCAAAUGUAAGUUCAAUACCAUGCAUCAUAAGUUGAGGGAGAAAGGUAUAUACGUGAGAUUUCAUGAACAAGCACUUAAAUUUGCACAUAUUCCAUUAGAAGUUCAAAUGUACAAGUGUAAUCUGAUGUGCAAAUGUACAAUGUGAUCGAUAUAUCUUGGAAAUAUGUUUUUCUUCAAAAUUACAAGUUAAUUAAAUUCUGAAAUCAGCAUUAUUUCUUUCAGUGGUUGUCGCUCACGUGUGAUAUAAAAUACAAUGUGUGUGUUCAUAGACGAAGUCGGAAAGAGGGAACAUUUCUUACUCAAAAAAAAAAAACUGAAUUUGUUUGAAUUAGCUUAAUGAGAAUAGGGUUGUU